AUUCUGACUCAUUGAAUCAUUGAUACGUUUGACAAUGCUAAAAUUGAAUAGUAAUAAUAUAUAAUAUUAAUUUGUGUUAAAAAUAUAAAAUGUUUACUAAAAGAAAAUACGGUGAAUUUAUUGAAAUAUGUGCGUUUAUUUCGUUGGUUAGUUUAACAAUGACUGGGGUAUCAUUGUUAACACAAGAUUGGAUAAAUGGAAGUGCCUCUGUUGUUGAUAGUACAAAUGAUGUUCAAGAUUCAACAAUUAAUUAUGGUCUUUGGGGUGGUACAUUGAUUAGAAAAAUAACAUUGAGUCCCAGGGAAUAUAACAUAUACAUAACGUGUUUGUACAGUGAAAAUAAAUGUGCAUGGAGUUGUCGUGAUUCAUCUGAAACAAGAAUAAUGGAAAUUGAAAAUUUAAUUAAUGGACAAAAACCUCUAUUUGAUUGUCAACCAAUUUUAUCAACGAAAAAUAUAAAAUUAUCAACAAUCAAAACAACAAGUGAUACAAAUACUGGACAAUUUUUAAAUGCUGGAAUUUAUUUGAGUAGUUUAAUUUUUAUUAUAACAUCAUUUAUAUUAUAUUUUAUUUGUUUUAUUUUGGCAAUUGUUAAUUGUGUAAUAUGUCCAACACAAUGGUAUUUAAAUACAAGGGGAAUUGUUUAUUUGACAAUUGGUGCACUUAUUGUUCAUGCAAUAGCACUGAUACUUUUUGGAUUUUUUUAUGAUUUUUGGAUUGUUGAAAAUAUUGGAAUAUUUGAUACAAUUGUUGGUGAAUAUAAAUCAAUUGCACAUUUAGGAUAUUCAUACUGGAUUUUUAUGUUUACCUGUAUGUUUCAUACUUUGAUAAUAAUUCUUCUACGAAUCAUGGAUAACCGGCUACGAGGUGACAGAGCUGAGACAGUUAUUGUUGUUGCACAAAUAAAUGAUCCAACAACAGUUUUAUAUUAAUAUAAAAAUACCAAAAAAUAACCAGCUAUUUAAUAUCAAUUAAAUAAAUAAUAAAUUGAAUUUAUAAUAAUUUUUUAAUUGUUUUUUUUUUUUUUUUAUAAACAUUAUUUAUAAACAUGAUAAAAAAAUUCUAAAAUAUAUGUGAAUCUGUUUUUU
Molecule: messenger RNA, 1088 nt
Organism: Aphidius gifuensis
Lineage: Eukaryota; Metazoa; Arthropoda; Insecta; Hymenoptera; Braconidae
Exons: 5
Coding region: 90-932 (280 amino acids)
Source: RefSeq, a predicted model, not a curated record